This is a messenger RNA of Manihot esculenta (cassava), 1573 nucleotides long. Its product is annotated as cytochrome P450 CYP736A12. Gene Ontology annotation, molecular function: monooxygenase activity; heme binding; iron ion binding. Lineage: Eukaryota; Viridiplantae; Streptophyta; Magnoliopsida; Malpighiales; Euphorbiaceae. Bases 1 to 1527 code for a protein of 508 amino acids. The transcript has 2 exons. The record is from RefSeq and is a predicted model, not a curated record.
AUGUCUACUGCGUUAUUAGCAGUGGUCUUGCUCCUCCUAAUUUUGUUGCCAUUCUUUUGGAUUCUAUGCGUUGCCUUACGUCGGCCAAAAGACCAUGCAAUUGCUGACCCAAAAUUACCGCCAGGUCCCCGAGCUCUGCCCAUAAUUGGCAACCUGCACUUGCUUGGCAUCCGGCCACACCAAAGCCUUUACAAUUUGGCCAAAGAAUAUGGUCACAUCAUGUUCUUGAGACUAGGCAAAGUGGAAACAGUUGUGGUAUCAUCAGCUCAAGCAGCUGAGCUAUUCCUUAAGACCCACGACGCUGUUUUCGCUAAUCGUCCCCAAAUCCUAGCUUCCCAUUACUUGUCCUACGGUACCAGGGGCAUGAUUUUUGAUGACUAUGGUCCUUACUGGCGAAAUGUUAGAAAAGUGUGCACACUGCAUCUUCUUAGUGGAUCAAAAAUCGAGUCCUUUGCACCUACGAGAAAGGAAGAGCUAAACCUGCUGGUGGAGACGAUCAAAAAGUCCGCCAAGGUGCAGGAGGUGGUGGAUGUUAGUGAGGAGGUUGCCAAAAUGAGUGAGACUUUGAUUUGUAGGAUGAUAUUUGGCAAACGUAGCAAUGAUAAAUUCGACUUAAGGUCACUUAUUAAGGAAUCCGUGGACUUGGUUGGGGCUGUGAAUAUUGCAGAUUACGUUCCUUUUCUUGGAGCGCUUGAUCUUCAGGGAUUGAUGCGACGUAUGAAAAAAAAUAGAAAGGAUAUGGACAAAGUGCUAGAGAAGAUCAUUGAUGACCAUGAUCAAGACGCUCAUUGGCAAACAAAUGAACAGAAGGAUUUCAUAGAUGUGUUGCUUUCUUUGAUAAACCAACAGCCCACCAACUCCCAUGGUGAUGACCCAGCAUACGUAAUUGAUCGAAAUUCUAUCAAGGCUAUUAUACAAGACAUAAUCGUAGGUGGAGUUGAUACUUCAACCUCUUCCAUUCAAUGGAUAUUCUCAAAUCUCUUAAAACACUCACGAGUCAUGAAAUGCCUUCAACAAGAAUUAGAAAGUGUUAUUGGAUUGGAUAGAAUGGUGGAGGAGACAGAUUUGCCUAAGCUAACUUACUUGGAUAUGGUGGUAAAAGAAAGCCUAAGGCUUUAUCCAACUCUACCCUUGAUUCCUCGCAAGUGCUUGCAGGAUAUUACAGUCAAUGGGUAUCGUAUACCCAAGAAUUCCAGAAUUCUUAUAAAUGCUUGGGCGAUCGGGAGAGAUCAAAAUGAAUGGUCAAAUAAUGCACUAGAAUUUUAUCCAGAAAGAUUCAAGAAUACAAACAUAGACCUACGUGGACGACAUUUUCAAUUUAUCCCAUUUGGAUCUGGCCGUAGAGGGUGUCCCGGAAUUCAUCUGGGGUUAACUAAUGUUCGAUUUGUUGUAGCUCAACUGGUGCACUGCUUUGAUUGGGAGCUACCUUGUGACUUGGAUAUGACUGAGAAAUAUGGUUUAACAAUGCCAAGAGCCACUCACAUUUUUGCUGUGCCAACAUAUCGCUUAUCUGUAAAACAUGUUUAAUUAAGACGGUUAGAUAUCAGAACUCUAAACAUAAUACCAUAGUCGU